Molecule: messenger RNA, 414 nt
Organism: Spirometra erinaceieuropaei
Lineage: Eukaryota; Metazoa; Platyhelminthes; Cestoda; Diphyllobothriidea; Diphyllobothriidae
Source: the annotation of a GenBank genome assembly
AUGAUCAAGGCCUAUUAUCGCUCCACUACUGCGAGAGUCCUGGUCCGCAACAAUCUUUCCCAACCGUUCGGUAUUCGGUCUGGCGCCAGACAGGGUUGUAUCCUGUCGUCCAUUCUGUUCAACUACGCUAUUGACUGGAUUCUCGGGAGGGCCCUACGAGAGAGUGACGGCGUUGAGUUUGCACCCGGACACCGACUGGCUGAUCUCGACUAUGCCGAUGAUAUCGCCUUACUUGCUUCAAAUUUUGGUGAUCUGCUGUCUAUGGUGUCACGAGUGGACGAGGUCGGUAAAUCUGUCGGUUUAUCCAUAAAAGCUGGGAAGACCAAAGUGUUUUCAAGCUGCAUCCCUGACCAGGAGAAGGUACCCCUCGGAAUUGAUGGCUGUAAACUUGAUGAAGUAGACAGUUUUAAAUAG